CACAAAGUCGCCGGGGAAGGGAGACAGAGCAGUAUAAAACAAGCAUUGGUCGACUGACUCCAAGUCUCCUCACGUUGGUCCUUUUCUCCCGCAACAUUAAAUCUGUUAUCUAACGAGUAGCAUAUUUUUUCAUCCAUGGAGUUUGAAGCUUCCUGGUUGUUGCAGCUCCUUCGUAGCCCAUUGUCCUUGCUUAUCUUCCCUCUUAUCAUACUUUUUGUCUCCCUUUUGUACUUGGUCAAACCAAGAGUUUAUUGCAAGUGUGAUAUUUGUCAGACUUAUUUAACCUCAAGUUGGAGACUGCAGUUCCAUAAUCUCUGUGAUUGGUACGCUCAUCUCCUCCGAAACUCCCCUACUAAAACCAUACAUAUACAUGUUCUCAGGAACACCAUCACUGCGAACCCCGCUAACGUUGAGUAUAUGCUCACAACAAAAUUUGAUAAUUACCCGAAAGGAAAAUCGUUUUCGACAAUUUUGGGUGAUCUGUUGGGUCGGGGAAUAUUUAACGUGGAUGGGGAGUCGUGGAGGUUCCAAAGAAAAAUAGCGAGCCUAGAGCUCGGGAGGGCCUCGAUAAGAUCUUAUGCUUUUCAAGUUGCGAGUAAUGAAAUUCAGACUCGUCUUGUACCCCUUUUAUCAUCAUUCGUUGGCAAGGAAAAGAGGGGUGGUUCUUUAGAUUUACAAGAUGUUUUUCGGAGAUUUUCGUUCGAUAAUAUUUGUAGAUUUUCGUUUGGGCUGGACACCAAGUGCCUAGAGUUGUCUUUUCCUGAAUCUGAGUAUGCUGCAUCCUUGGAUCUCGCAUCAAGAUUGUCAGCUGAAAGAGCCUUGGCUGCGUCACCUUUCGUGUGGAAGAUCAAAAGGUUGUUGAGUAUAGGUAGCGAGAAGAAGCUAAAAGAGUGCAUCAAAAUGAUCAAUAAGUUGGCCCAGGAAGUGAUUCAGCAGAAACGAAAAGAGGGCUUUUCAGAUGAUCAAGAUUUGCUGUCAAGAUUCAUGGGGACGAUAGAUGAUGAUACAUACCUAGGAGAUGUGAUAGUAAGCUUUGUUCUAGCCGGCCGUGACACGGUUUCUUCAGCUCUCACAAGCUUGUUUUGGCUAUUGGCUCACCAUCCAUUAGUCGUUUCAGCUAUUAGAGAUGAAGCAGACCGAGUGAUCGGAACGAAUCAAGAACCAACCAAAAACAUGGAGCAAAUGAGUGAACUCCAUUACCUACAAGCCACGGUUUACGAAAGCAUGAGGCUAUUCCCACCUGUGCAAUUCGAUUCCAAAUUUUGCUUAAAUGACGACGUUUUACCAGAUAAAACGUUUGUUAAGAGUGGAACAAGAGUCACCUACCAUCCGUACGCCAUGGGCCGGAUGCCUGAGAUAUGGGGACCCGAUUGCUUAGAGUUCAAGCCAGAAAGAUGGUUGCAAGAUGGAGUUUUUGUUCAGGUGAACCCUUACAAGUACCCUGUUUUUCAAGCCGGGCUCAGGGUCUGUCUGGGAAAAGAAAUGGCUCUGAUGGAGCUAAAAAGUGUGGCCUUGUCACUCGUGAGGCGAUUUCAUUUCGACUUGGCUUUGCCAUCUCACGAAAUGACGCCCCGGUUUUCUCCAGGCCUCACAGCAGCUUUCAGUGGUGGAUUACCGGUUUUUGUUCGUAAAAUAUGAAGACCUGAACCAACCGUGCUUGCUAUAUAGAACAGUAGAAACCAUCAGGGUCAUUAUCUGAUCAUCAAGCGAAGAGAAAGAAAUCAUUCCAAGUCCUGCCUUGAUGACAUUUUGAUAAUUUAGUAGCUGUUAGAUGUCAAUAAAACGUGAAAUAUAUUAGCUAAGCUAAUGUGGCUAGUUGAACUUUUUCAAGUUGCAACUGAAUUCAGGAUGUAUUUCGUGCAUGUAAAUAUUUUGGUACGAUAUUUGGGUCUGUGCAAUAUUUUGAUAUUAUUGAAUCUUUACGAUUAA
This is a messenger RNA of Daucus carota subsp. sativus, 1929 nucleotides long. RefSeq names its product cytochrome P450 94C1. NCBI's taxonomy places the organism in Eukaryota, Viridiplantae, Streptophyta, Magnoliopsida, Apiales, Apiaceae. Gene Ontology annotation, molecular function: heme binding; monooxygenase activity; iron ion binding. The transcript has a single exon. The record is from RefSeq and is a predicted model, not a curated record. Bases 136 to 1638 code for a protein of 500 amino acids.